UGUGCCGAGCUGCUCCCUGCGGGAUCAGAGCGCUCCCCCGCCGGGACCCUUCUCUCACAUCCCCCUGCUGGGACGCGGCUACAUUUCCAGCCAAGCACUGCCUGCCUUGGCUUUAUUAUGUGUGUCUGCGCCGCAGCCCCGCCAGCAGAGGCAGGCAGAGGAGGAGGAGGGAGACUGGUAGCCAGAGUCAGGACAAAGAAAAAGCAGGGAGACAGAGGCUAGCGAAUAUCUGGCUCUUAUUAACACCACAGGGCACAGGGCUUUGGGAAAUAAUAACACGUUCGUUGUCAAAUUCCUCAGGCAAGGGGGGUGGAGACGCGCCAUGUCCGUGCCACCCGAGCACUGCUAGUCGAGGGACGGAGCCCGCGCGACGAUUUCCCGGAGGGCAAAGACUAACUAAACUACAUAGAAACAGACACUAGUUCACAUUAGUAAGGGAACAUAUUCCUUCAGAGUGUCGCGUUUAGCCCAAAUGCAUUUAUUCUACAGGUUGCUUCCUCUUCGUAUAGCUUGAGCUAACACCUCACGCUAGGUGCUGCCGACUCCACGCUCUUUGGGUUCGGUGUCGCCGGACCCACGCGGUGAUUUUCUUAGCCCCCGAGACGCCGACUCGUGCGAGCGAAGGUGCCGCAUUGCAACAGGCGAAGAAGCCGGGGCCGAGUGGAGGUGGAGGAGGGCGGUUUAACCUCGGCUGUGCCCGCCUGCACGGUGAGCUGAAAACACGGAACGGAGCACAAAAAGGAAAGAAAAUUGCAACAACAGACGAUUUCAAUCGAGAGAAGAAAUGUCCAGACGGAAACAGGCCAAGCCGCGUUCGGUUAAAGCAGUGGAAGAAGGUGAAUCUUCAGAGUGUGGAGGAACCUGGGAUGAAUCAACUCUCCAGACAGACUCAACAACAGUCAAAGCACUUGAGUCCAAGGACGAACGCGGGGCUGUUCCUGAGGAUAGGGAACAAGAAGAGCCCGGUGAACAUGACGACGAGCUCGACGAUGACUCCAUAUUCACCUGUGACAACUGUCAGCAAGACUUUGAAUGUUUGGCGGAACUAACAGAACAUAGAACGAACCACUGUCCAGCAGACGGCGAUGAUGACCCAGCGGGGCUGUCCUGGGUGCCGUCCUCGCCCUCCAGCAAAGACGUGGCAUCACCUUCACAGAUGCCCGACGGAUGUUGCGACCUCGGCAUGGCUACAGGUGGCGAGGAGGAAGGCGGUGCCGGUCUGCCAUACCCGUGUCAAUUCUGCGACAAGUCCUUCAGUCGGCUGAGCUACCUGAAGCGCCACGAGCAGAUCCACAGUGACAAACUGCCUUUCAAGUGCACCUUUUGCAGCCGCCUCUUUAAACACAAGCGGAGCAGAGACCGCCACGUCAAACUCCACACAGGAGACAAGAAAUAUAGUUGCCAAGAGUGUGAGGCUGCAUUUUCCCGCUCUGACCAUCUAAAGAUCCAUCUCAAGACACACAGCUCCAGCAAACCAUUUAAGUGCAGCGUUUGCAAACGAGGCUUCUCAUCGACAUCAUCCUUGCAGAGCCACAUGCAGCAGGCACAUCGCAAGAACCGUGAGCAUGUAGCGCUGAGGAGCGAAAAGGACAGCGGCAAAAAGGGAGCGGUGGGAGAGGUAGACCUGGAGCAGGACCUUUACAUGUGCGACUACUGCGAAGAGACCUUCAGCCAAACCGACGAGCUGGAGAAACACGUCGUGACCCGUCACCCCCAGCUGUCUGACCGAGCAGACUUGCAAUGCAUCCACUGCCCUGAGAUAUUCCUGGACGAGGCCUCGCUCCUCACUCAUAUUGACACGCAACAUGCCAACCGCAAACACAAAUGUCCUGUUUGUUUAGAACAAUUCCCCUCUGUGGAGGAUGUCUACUGCCACCUUGACAGCCACCGCCAGCCUGACUCUUCCAAUCAUAGUGCCGCUAGCCCUGACCCUGCAUUAGGGAGUGUGGCCUCAAUGAGUUCGGCCACUCCGGACUCAAGUGCCAGCCUGGAGAGAGGAUCCACCCCCGACUCCACCCUGAAGCCCGGCCAAGGCAGUGAACGAGGCAGAAGAAGAGGCAACGACAGUGGGGAAGAGAUGGGGAUAAGCUUAGUGCAUCCGGGUGGAGGUGGAGGAGGAAACUGGGCUAAAGUGACAUACUCUUGUCCUUACUGCUCCAAGAGAGACUUCAAUAGCCUAGCAGUGUUAGAGAUCCAUUUAAAAACCAUCCACGCCGACAAACCACAGCAGAGCCACACUUGUCAGCUCUGCCUGGACACACUGCCGACGCUCUACAAUCUCAACGAACAUGUGCGCAAAGCUCACCGUUCCAGCGGAGGAGCCGCAAGCCCGGCAGCAGCGGCUUUUCCCCUUCUGCAGUUCACUAACGUGACAGCAUUCCAUUGUAACUACUGCCCUGAUAUGUUCGGAGACAUUAACUCGUUGCAAGAACACAUUAGAGUGUCUCACUGUCUGCCUAGUGGAAUUAUGGCAGGGUCCACCACAUUAGAGGGGAAUCACGCCUUCUUCUGCAACCAGUGCUCCAUGGGAUUCCUGACAGAGUCUUCAUUGACCGAACACAUUCAACAGACUCAUUGCACUUCAGCUGUGGGGAGCGGGGCAUCCUCUGGGGGAGCACUGGCUAAACUGGAAUCUCCUGUACUACAGUCUGCAUCCCAAUCAUUCAUGGAGGUUUACUCUUGCCCGUACUGCACCAACUCUCCAAUUUUUGGGUCACUCCUCAAGCUUACUAAGCAUAUAAAGGAAAACCACAAGAACAUUCCGUUGGCUAACAACAAGAGACAGGCAAAGGUAGCUGACCUUAGCCCCGCCUCCUCCGACGUGGAGAUCUCCUCCCCGAAACGCCACCGACUCGGAGGAGACUCCACACCUUCGGUAGGGAGCAACGGGGACUAUCCGUGCAACCAGUGUGAUAUGCGAUUUACCAGCUUUGAGGGCUUCCAAGCCCACCUGAAGUCACAUCUGGAGAUGCUUCUGAGGCGCCAGUCGUGUCCACAGUGUAACAAAGAGGACUUUGAAUCCCAGGAGGCCUUGCUGCAACACCUGACUGUGCACUACAUGACCACAUCCACUCAAUAUAUGUGUGAGAGCUGUGACAAACAGUUCUCCUCAGUGGAUGACUUGCAGAAACACUUGCUGGACAUGCACACCUUUGUGCUGUACCACUGUACACUCUGCCAGGAGGUCUUUGACUCCAAGGUCUCAAUACAGGUUCAUUUGGCAGUGAAGCACAGCAAUGAAAAGAAGCUAUUUCGCUGCACAGCCUGCGCAUGGGACUUCAGGAAGGAGACAGAACUUCAGCUCCACGUUAAGCAUAACCAUGUGGGCCAGAGGUCAGGCCUCCCAGGAGGGAUCGGUGCAGGUCUGAAGCCCAGGAAGUGCAUCUUCUGUGGCGAGACAUUUGGAACAGAAGUGGAGCUACAGUGUCACAUUACCACUCACAGCAAGAAGUUCACGUGUCGUUUCUGUGGCAAAUCCUUCCACGCCAUCUCACUGUUAGAAAGACACCUCAGGGAGAAACACUGCAUUUUCGAUGGGGGCAACAUCACCGGCAACGGAGGUGGCACGGGCAGCAGCGGCAGCCAGAAUGGCACCCCGAAUGGGCUGACUCAGUCAGUAAAGAGAGGAGGGAGCACAGGCGGUGGUGGUCCUGGUGCUGGCGAAAGGACGUCAGUGGCGACCGCAGAGCAGGCUGACCUUCAGAACAUGUUGUUGAAGAACAGCAACGCCAGUGGAGGAGGAGAAACGGCAAACAGUCACGAAGCCAGUGGGGGUGAGGAGGAGCUAGACAAUUCUGAGCCCAUGUACGCUUGCGACAUUUGUGGUGCAGCCUACACCAUGGAGUCCCUUCUUCAGAACCAUCGGCUGCGUGACCAUAACAUCCGACCAGGAGAAGAUGAUGCUGGCUCUCGGAAAAAGAAGGCCGACUUCAUUAAGGGGAACCACAAGUGCAACAUCUGUUCCAGAACUUUCUUCUCCGAGACCGGGCUUCGUGAACAUGCGCAGACGCACCGUGGACCCGCCAAGCAUUACAUGUGUCCAAUAUGUGGCGAACGAUUCCCCUCUCUGUUAACCCUUACAGAACACAAGGUGACCCACAGUAAGAGCCUGGACACAGGAACCUGUAGAAUCUGUAAGAUGCCCCUGCACAGUGAGGAGGAGUUUAUCGAGCACUGUCAGAUGCACCCCGACCUCCGAAACUCCCUUACGGGCUUCCGCUGCGUUGUCUGCAUGCAGACCGUUACUUCCACCCUAGAACUUAAGAUCCAUGGCACUUUCCACAUGCAGAAACUGUCCACUGGUUCCGCUCUUGGAGGAACUGGAGGGGGCUCUGGGAACGGCGGAGGGAACGGUUCAGCAUCUUCCUCUCCCAACGGGCAGCUGCAACAUCACAAGCUGUAUAAGUGCGCCUUCUGUCUAAAGGAGUUUAAAAACAAAGGAGAGCUGGUUAAGCUGGAUGUCAACGGCCUGCCUUAUGGACUUUGUGCCAGCUGCAUGAGCAGGGGUACUAACGGCCAGAGCCCCAACCAAGGAGGGGCUCUCACACCUGGAGACACACAGGGAGAGAAGCCUGUGACUGGGCUCAGGUGUCCUGAGUGCGGAGUGAAGUUUGAAAGCCUGGAAGACUUGGAGAACCAUGUCCAGACAGAUCACCCUGAUGUCAGCCCUGACACGAGUUUAGCGAGCAAGAAGCCUGAAGCUUCACCUGCGCCUAAGAAAAAGACCUACCAGUGUAUUAAGUGCCAAAUGACGUUUGAGACGGAACGAGAGAUCCAGAUUCAUGUUGCAAAUCACAUGAUCGAAGAGCCCACCUGUCGGCAAGAGGAGGGCAUCAAUCACGAGUGCAAGCUGUGUAACCAGAUGUUUGAUUCACCUGCCAAGCUGCUCUGCCACCUGAUAGAACACAGUUUUGAAGGCAUGGGAGGUACCUUCAAGUGUCCCGUCUGUUUCACAGUAUUUGUACAGGCCAACAAGUUGCAGCAGCACAUCUUUGCGGUCCACGGUCAAGAAGACAAGAUUUAUGACUGUUCGCAGUGUCCUCAGAAGUUCUUCUUUCAGACUGAACUGCAGAACCACACACUGAGUCAGCACGCGCAGUGAGACCGAGAACCGGCAGGAUCUCCGGGCUCAGUCGGGGCCCCCGACCCGGAGCCGGCGGGGGAGCUACAUCUCCACAUCACAGCCAAUCAAAGUGUCAUUUGCCACUCACAUGUAAAAGUGUAACGAUCGCACCACUGGGUGUGGCUAUUAGCAGCAGCGGGGGAAAAGAAUAUUAAUGGGAUAUGCUAUUAAAUAAAGAAAGGCGAGCAGGAUGAAAGGGAGCAAGGAGUAGUCAAACAAGGUAUUAUUGUAUGUGCAGUAUUUUUAAUCGUCCCUGCCAAAUUCUGUUCUUAUGUCAUUAUUAUUAUUAUUAUUAUUAUUUUUUUUUUUGUAAGAAAAAACACACCUCUCUCAUUUUGGAUCAUUUUGAGUUAGUAUUCAAAUUCAUCUGUGCUCAUACGUAUUUCUUCUUUCUUUCAUACAUUUUUGGAUCGUUUGCUUUUUGUCUUUGAGUUCUCGCCGUGAGUAGGUACUCGUGCCGUGUACUUGUGACUGUCUGUCCUCCAGUUGUAAGUUUCCCUCCCAAAUCUCCUUUCUAUGAUUAUUGUUAUAUAUAUAUUUUCUUCCCUUUUUGUAAUUACUAUGAAAGAAAAAGGAAAAAUUAAAAUGCAGAAAACCUUGAAGAUGUUUCUUUUUUUAGUCUCUGUCGCCUCUAAAGGUUAUUGUAAAAAAAAUAAAAUAAAAUAAAAAAAUUUCAGUGCAUCUGGUCAAUGACUCCUUUUAAAAUGUGAAUUAACCAGAUGGCAAUAAUACAGCACAGACAAAAAUAAAUAAAUAAAAUAAAUAAAUAAAUAAAUACAUGACAAAUGAAGGCAAGAUGUGUGGAGUGACUUUAUUAUUUGUUAUUAUUGUAUCGUUGGGAAAUAUUCAGGUGGAUGAAAUGAAAUGAUGAUAACAUAAUUCUCACAAUCACACAAGAACAUUGGGGGUGUUCAAGCCAAAAUUUGCAAACUAAUGAUCUAUCAUUAGGAUUUGAAUGUAUAGGCAGGCUUACUUAUUUUUGCUUUACACUUUAAUAGAAUACAGUGGUACCUCUACAUACGAUCGCUUCGACACACGAAAUUUUCGACAUCCGACGUAAAAUUUGACUCGCCAUUUGUUUCUACAUCCGACGACAUGCUCGAAAUACGACGACAAUGGCAGCACCGCAGACGAAUGCACGGCGGAUUUUCUUGUGUGACAAAUCAACACAGGUUUCAGAAAAGGUUGGUACAGGUGGUGAAACAAGGAAAAAGUUGAUGCUUACCUUCGAAAUGAAGAUGCAAAUGACAGAAAAAUAUGAGCGUGGGGUGGGCAUCCGUGAAAUGGCUCAACAAUACAUCUCCACGGUCCUCCUCCGACCAUCGUUCGCCAGUCUUUAUAAAUUAAGCUGACAAUUCUUAUUGUCUCCAAAGAAAUCGCCAGCUUUCAUCAUUUCUUUCACAACUUAUUCAACACAAAAGGCAUGCUGUCUGCCGCAAUUGACGGUGUUCUCAAGAGAACAUUCAAACUGAAAGUGAAACUCAAACUCACCGGUCCGUCUCUGGCACAUGAGCCCCGCGGUGCGUUCAGGUACACAAAAAAACGUCCGCCUUAUUAGAACCCGAUUCGUUACACUAUUACAGGAAUUAUUA
Messenger RNA from Corythoichthys intestinalis (scribbled pipefish), 6714 nucleotides. It is a transcript of the gene znf423, whose product is annotated as zinc finger protein 423. Lineage: Eukaryota; Metazoa; Chordata; Actinopteri; Syngnathiformes; Syngnathidae. Gene Ontology annotation, cellular component: chromosome. Gene Ontology annotation, molecular function: DNA-binding transcription factor activity, RNA polymerase II-specific; chromatin insulator sequence binding; RNA polymerase II cis-regulatory region sequence-specific DNA binding. The record is from RefSeq and is a predicted model, not a curated record. The coding region runs from base 785 to 5101 and encodes 1438 amino acids. The transcript has 22 exons. Gene Ontology annotation, biological process: regulation of transcription by RNA polymerase II.